AUGAUUCCGAAGCCAACGGUAAAGAUGACCAAAGCGCAGCUCGUCGAGCAAAACAAGCUACGAAAGUUACGGACGGAGUUUGUGGCAAUCCAGCGUAGCUUGACAGCAACCGGUAACGACGAGCAGGCGACCCCUGCGAAGCCAGGCUACUACGCGGACAUUUUGGUUGUGUUCGCGGACCUACAUGGGCUUGGGGACAUUGAGUUUGGCAUGGAGCGUGCUGCAAAUGCGAGCCUCAGUGAAGAUAAUCAAGCCUUCCGCCAAGCGGAAGGCUGA
Messenger RNA from Aphanomyces astaci, 276 nucleotides. RefSeq lists its product as hypothetical. NCBI's taxonomy places the organism in Eukaryota, Oomycota, Saprolegniomycetes, Saprolegniales, Verrucalvaceae. The coding region runs from base 1 to 276 and encodes 91 amino acids. The transcript has 3 exons. The record is from RefSeq and is a predicted model, not a curated record.